AUGGCUGGCCAUGAUGCUGAUGCCGCUGGGAGCGAGCAGCAGCCGCUGCUACGAGACUCUCCGAGGCCUAUUCUUGUAGGGCCAGACGACAACAAAUACGACACGAUAGCGACGCUGAGCGAGACCGAAAACGCCGCGGGCCAAGUUCACCCAUCCCGGGCCGUCGAGGACGAUGUACUGCCGGAGACGUCCACUCUAGGCCGGACACUAAGCUGGCAGAGCGCCUACAUCCUCGUCAUAUCCAGAGUCAUCGGCAGCGGCAUCUUCGCGACGCCCGGAGCCAUCCUUCAGUCGGUGGGCAGCCCGGGCCUAGCUCUGUUGCUAUGGAUCGUUGGCACGCUGGUUGCUGCAGCUGGACUGGCCGUGUCUCUCGAGUACGGCUGCAUGCUGCCGCGAUCAGGAGGCGUCAAGGUCUAUCUCGAGUUCACCUACCGUUACCCUAAGCUCUUUGCGACGACGCAGGUCGCCAUCAACGCCGUCUUUCUCGGCUUCACUGCCAGCAACUGCGUCAUCUUCAGCCGUUAUGUGCUCUUUGCAUAUGGCGUAGACAACGCGGGCGCCUUUGCAGCAAAGGGACUGGCGGUGGCUCUCCUGGUGGCUGUAACGGCUAUUCACGCAGUGACGCCCAAAGCAGGCGUCAAGAUACAAGACUUUCUUGGCUGGGUCAAGGUUGGCAUCGUCGUCUUCAUGAUCUUCGCCGGUCUCUACGUUGUAGUCUUCCAACCACCGCUGGAUACCUCGAUCCAGAAGAAUCCGUUGUCGUGGGAUCAUCUGUGGGAUGACAGUGUGUGGAACUGGGGCAUUAUAUCGACGUCGCUGUUCAAGGUCUUUUACGCCUAUGCCGGACUGGACAACGUGAGCAACGUGCUCAACGAGGUCAAGGACCCCGUGCGGACUCUACGCUCUGUCACGCUGACCGCUCUGGUGACUUCAUGCGCCAUGUAUACGCUCAUCAACGUGGCCUACUUUAUCGUCGUUCCCAUUGACGAGAUCAAGGGGAGCGGCGAGCUCAUUGCGGCCUUGUUCUUUCAGCGCGUGUUUGGCGAGCAGGUGGGCAGAAGGAUCUUGCCUUUGGCCGUUGCUCUUUCAGCAGUGGGCAACGUCUUUGUUGUUGCUUUUGCAAUGGCACGGCUGAAGCAAGAGAUUGCCAGACAGGGCUUCUUGCCAUUCUCCGAUAUACUUGCUUCGACGAAGCCCUUCAACUCGCCGUUUGGGGGCCUCAUCGUCAACUUUAUACCUUCAUUUCUCGUCAUUGUGCUACCGCCCACCACGGAGUCUUACUCCUUCAUUCUCGAGGUGGAAGGCUAUCCCGGCCAAGUCUUUACGUUGGCCAUGGGCGUCGGACUUGUGUGGCUACGGUUCAAACGGCCGGACAUCAGGAGGCCGUAUAAAGCGUGGUUGCCCGCUGUUAUACUGAGGAUCCUUCUGAGCAUUGCGCUGCUUGCUGCCCCCUUCUUCCCACCGAAGGAGAAACCCUCCGGAGGGCUAUGGUACGCAACGUAUGCGGUGGUGGGGAUGGGAACGAUUGUGGCUGGUGUACUGUAUUGGUACGUCUGGACCAUUCUGCUGCCCAAAUGGGGAGGUUACACCUUGGAAGAGAAGACUGAGCCUUCAUACGUGGGAAGACCAGAGACGUUCUUGCAGCGGCCGGUAGACUCGCAAAAGGUGACCAUCAAGGACGUUGCGGGAGAAGAGAGCAAUUACACGCUCGACAAGAACGGCUUCCAGAUUCAUCGCCACACUUCGGUCGAGAAGGACUUUUUGGACGAUGAGCAGAUCAAGGCGGCGUAUUACCCGGAGACGGAGCAGCUCCUCAAGGAUGUGACCGGAGCGUCCAAAAUCUUCAUCUUUGACCACACCAUCCGCCGUACCAAUGCCAACGACAACACCGGCCGCGGCCCGGUCCAGCGCGUCCACAUCGACCAGUCCUACUCCGCGGCCCUCUCCCGCGUGCCCUAUCACCUCCCCGAGCAAGCCGACGAGCUCCUCAAGGGCCGCGUCCAGAUCAUCAACGUCUGGCGCCCGAUCAAGCAGAUCCUGCGGGACCCCCUCGCCGUUGCCGAGGCGGACUCUGUCGCGGAGGAAGACCUCGUCCCCGUGGGCUUGAUCUACCCUACGCGCAACGGAGAGACGCUCAGCGUGCGACACAACAAGGGUCACCGGUGGUUCUACAAGUCGGGUUUGACGCCGGAGGAGGUGAUUCUGAUCAAGUGCUUCGAUAGCAAGACGGACGGAAGGGCGAGGCGGGUGCCGCACACGGCGUUUACGGACGCGAGCUCGCCUGCGAAUGCGCCGACGAGGGAGAGCAUCGAGGUUCGAGCCUUGGUAUUUCACGAGGAUGAUAGGGAGUAG
Messenger RNA from Trichoderma citrinoviride, 2352 nucleotides. RefSeq lists its product as hypothetical. Gene Ontology annotation, molecular function: L-amino acid transmembrane transporter activity; oxidoreductase activity. Gene Ontology annotation, biological process: amino acid transmembrane transport. Bases 1 to 2352 code for a protein of 783 amino acids. Gene Ontology annotation, cellular component: membrane. The transcript has 5 exons. NCBI's taxonomy places the organism in Eukaryota, Fungi, Ascomycota, Sordariomycetes, Hypocreales, Hypocreaceae. The record is from RefSeq and is a predicted model, not a curated record.